This is a messenger RNA of Propithecus coquereli (Coquerel's sifaka), 1954 nucleotides long. It is a transcript of the gene CCT5, whose product is annotated as chaperonin containing TCP1, subunit 5 (epsilon). The transcript has 10 exons. Gene Ontology annotation, biological process: protein folding. Bases 52 to 1653 code for a protein of 533 amino acids. Gene Ontology annotation, cellular component: chaperonin-containing T-complex. Lineage: Eukaryota; Metazoa; Chordata; Mammalia; Primates; Indriidae. The record is from RefSeq and is a predicted model, not a curated record. Gene Ontology annotation, molecular function: ATP binding; ATP hydrolysis activity; ATP-dependent protein folding chaperone.
CCAAAGGCCGCUGAUUCCAGAAGGUACUGUCUGGCGUGAAAUUAGUCUCAGAUGAAACAUAAGUCGCGCAUCGCGUGUACUGCGCAUACGCGAGCUGUUGCGCCCUCUCGCGAGAGGAAGGUGCGUCGUCGGUUCCGGAGUGGUCUCCGCCGGUUGCGGGGAAGUAAUUCCUGCUGCUGCACGAUGGCGUCCGUGGGGACUCUCGCCUUCGAUGAAUAUGGGCGCCCUUUCCUCAUCAUCAAGGAUCAGGACCGCAAGUCUCGUCUUAUGGGACUUGAAGCUCUCAAGUCUCAUAUAAUGGCAGCAAAGGCUGUAGCAAAUACAAUGAGAACAUCACUUGGACCAAAUGGACUUGAUAAGAUGAUGGUGGACAAGGAUGGUGAUGUGACUGUAACUAACGAUGGUGCCACCAUUUUAAGCAUGAUGGAUGUCGAUCAUCAGAUUGCCAAGCUGAUGGUUGAACUGUCCAAAUCACAGGAUGAUGAAAUUGGAGAUGGAACCACAGGAGUGGUUGUCCUGGCUGGUGCCUUGUUAGAAGAAGCCGAGCAGUUGCUAGACCGAGGCAUUCACCCGAUCAGAAUAGCCGACGGCUAUGAGCAGGCCGCCCGCAUUGCUAUUGAGCACCUGGACAAGAUCAGCGAUAGUGUCCUUGUUGACAUAAAGGACACUGAACCCCUGAUUCAGACUGCAAAAACCACGCUGGGCUCCAAAGUGGUCAACAGCUGUCACCGACAAAUGGCCGAGAUUGCUGUGAAUGCUGUCCUCACUGUGGCGGACAUGAAGCGGAGAGAUGUAGACUUUGAGCUCAUCAAAGUAGAAGGCAAAGUGGGCGGGAGGCUGGAGGACACGAAGCUUAUUAAGGGUGUGAUUGUGGAUAAGGAUUUCAGUCACCCACAGAUGCCAAAAAAAGUGGAAGAUGCUAAGAUUGCAAUUCUCACGUGUCCAUUUGAACCACCUAAACCAAAAACGAAGCAUAAGCUGGAUGUGACCUCUGUAGAAGAUUAUAAAGCCCUUCAGAAAUACGAAAAGGAGAAGUUUGAAGAGAUGAUUCAACAAAUCAAAGAAACUGGUGCUAACCUAGCAAUUUGUCAGUGGGGCUUUGAUGAUGAGGCGAAUCAUUUACUUCUUCAGAAUAACUUGCCUGCAGUUCGUUGGGUAGGAGGACCUGAAAUUGAGCUGAUUGCCAUCGCAACGGGAGGGCGGAUCGUGCCGCGGUUCUCAGAGCUCACAGCUGAGAAGCUGGGCUUUGCCGGUCUUGUAAAGGAAAUCUCAUUUGGGACAACUAAAGACAAAAUGUUGGUCAUCGAGCAGUGUAAGAACUCCAGAGCUGUAACCAUUUUCAUUAGAGGAGGAAAUAAGAUGAUCAUCGAGGAAGCAAAACGGUCCCUUCAUGAUGCUCUGUGUGUCAUCCGGAACCUCAUCCGUGAUAAUCGCGUUGUGUACGGAGGAGGGGCUGCGGAAAUAUCUUGUGCUCUGGCAGUUAGCCAAGAGGCAGAUAAGGUAAACACAUGCAAAAAUGAGACAGAUAUGAAGCAACAACAUGUAAUAGAAACCUUGAUUGGCAAAAAGCAACAGAUAUCUCUUGCAACACAAAUGGUUAGGAUGAUUUUGAAGAUCGAUGACAUUCGCAAGCCUGGAGAAUCUGAAGAAUAAAGAAAAAAUUGAGAAUAACAUGUAGUAAGAUCCACUACUGCGAUUAAAUAAAUGGGUGUCUCAUGAUGCAUCUACAGUUAUUUAUUAUUACAUCCUUUUUCAGACGCUGUAGAUGUUAUAAUAGAAGCAGCUGUUUGGUAACCAUAGUUUCACUUGUUUAAAGCUGUGUAAUUGUGGGGGUACUUUCUCACACGCUUUUGUAUUCAUUAUAUUAAAGGAAUCUCUUUAAACAACCUUCAUCUUCUUUUCAGGUUUCAGAAACAUUUAUUGUAACAUUAAUUAAAUGCUGCCUUAACUGAAA